UGUUUUGGAGUAACGGGGAUUUCUUCACGAAACCAAAAUAACCACCACCACCAAUAAUAAAAGUAAUUAGACUUUUAAUUAUCGAUAUUUUGAGAUAUAUAUAAAGGACUAUUUGGUGAGUUAAUAAAAUGACGCUCCAAGAUUCAGAAAACCCAGAUGUCACUCAAGAUGAAGUUGAAGUUUUAUUACCCAACACAACUAUUGUCACACAUUGUAUUCUUAAAAAUGACAUUCCAAGACUAACAAAAUCUUUCGAAGAUGACACAGACCCAUUCAAGGAAAUAAUAGCCGAGCUUAUAAAUCAGAGGGAUGACAAUGGAAAAUCUCCAUUAGAUAUUGCCUGUACUUUGGGAAGAGCUGACAUGGUUAAAGAAUUGUUACAAAGAGGGGCUGACAUAAAUGCAUCAACAGGAAAAGGUUUUUGCGCACUACAUCAUGCCUCAGCAUGGGGACGUCUUCCAGUAAUCAAGGUCCUCGUUGAGUUCAACUGUAACCUCCAGCAGCGUAACACAAAUGGGGAAAGGGCAAAAGAGACCGCAGUACGAUACAACCACGCAGAAUGUGUCGAUUACUUGGACUGGGCUGAGGCAAGAUCAUUCUUGGCUGAAACUUGCAGAACAACACAGGAAACUGUCCAGGACCCAGAAAAAGUGAUGGGAAGAUUAACGAAAGAAGAUAAGGGUAUAGUUUUAAACAGCUGUAAAGAAAAGCUUGAAUGGAUAGACAACAACCCAGGUGCAACCACACAAGACUUUUUAGACCAGAAAGCUGCCCUGGUGGAAGUACUUGGACCAAUUCUGCUUAAAAUCUCUGAGCCACGCACUCAUAGUGCUAGGAGUGCAAGAAGUGCCAAGAACAAAAAGUGUGACAUAUCGCAGUGUGACAUACCAAAGUGUGACAUACCGCAUAAGUGUGCAGAUUAAUGGGCUGGCUUAUGUGGUCCCCAGAAAAGCCAGAAAAGAAAUAAAUAGGCAGAGACCAAUGGAGAGGGAUCGGAGAAGUUUUUAAUGGAAAUGAACUCUAAUAUCAUGUGUUAUUUAAAAAAAAACAUACAUCCAAACAAAAUUCACAUCAACUUUUAUGUUUACUUCUUAUUCGUUAUUUUGUUCUGAUUCCAUGUACAUUCCAUUCAUAAAGACUGUUGAAUUUAUUAUUAUAUUUUGUAUCAUACAUUUAUUUUGUUUUUAUAACACACUAAUAUCCUACAUUUAUUUUGUCAUUUAACCCACUGUGAUACGCACCUCAAUCACAAUAAAUAACAUGUACAUAUAAAUGUUAAUAAACUUGAAGAAAAAGAAAUGCACUAUCUGGAUAUUACAGAUACAUUCAAUGCAACUUACUUGUCUUACGCCACAUACUCACUCUUGGAAAUUCAACAAAAGUGUAUUUUGAAUUUGUCCUAAUUUAUAUUUUAUUCUCUAUAAGUAAAGGUUUACCGGUACACAUUUACUAGGUUUUGCUAUCUAUUGAUGUAUGUUGGGACUAUUGUGAGGUUGCGAACAUGUACUCAUCUACUUUAAACUCAUGAGUCUCAUGAAGUUGAGUAUAUACUGUUUCAUUGGAUUUGUUCAGGCGACAGGCAAACUUCUAAAGGUGAACAUUUGUGCCAAGUUAUUUUAAAAUCGCCCAAUCAUGGCCAAGUCACAGCCUUGGACAUGAAUUGGUGAUGCCGUCUGUACUGUCUGAACAACAAUUCGACCGCACAAUGACGUACCCGAAUUUGGGACCAAUAGCAAAUUCUAGUCCCAGCCCCAAUCUAAUAAGCUUGUUAAGAAUGGAUGAAAAACAAAAUGAUGAAUAACUCACAAGCUUAAAAAAAUACACAGGAAAGUGAAAAGUACAUGUAGUAAAAAAAACCGGAUGAUCGAGAAUUGUCGAAAAUCGAUCUUUUACGAUUAAGGUCACCAAGAUCAAUUUCACAAUCUUGGAAUUGACUAUCGCUUUGUGACUUUAUUCUCUAAAAAAGGAAAAGGGAAAAGGGAAAGGAAUUCGUUAUGAUAAAUCAGCAGUAAUUUUUUUUUAUGUGCAGCUAAAAACUCGAGCUACCAUUGACAGCUUACUUCCAAAUAAAAAAUAGCAGAGAUUUCGCUUGCCUGAUCAUUUAUUAUUAUACACUGUCACAUAAACAUAAAUACGCAGCUCGUUAUUAUUUUAUACAGCAUGUCGCUAACAUUUCUAUGAACUUUUAUUAUCGGUUGUGUUAUACUCUCUGUAGCUAUAUGUUUAUGCAUGUAAUAUGAUACCGGGAGAUAUACAAUCAGGAAUAAAGCAAGUGAACGGUCAUCGUUGUUUCU
This is a messenger RNA of Mya arenaria, 2294 nucleotides long. Its product is annotated as ankyrin repeat domain-containing protein 45-like. Gene Ontology annotation, molecular function: protein binding. The coding region runs from base 129 to 923 and encodes 264 amino acids. The record is from RefSeq and is a predicted model, not a curated record. NCBI's taxonomy places the organism in Eukaryota, Metazoa, Mollusca, Bivalvia, Myida, Myidae. The transcript is spliced from 6 exons.